AUGCAUUCCUACAACUACUCUCCUUUGACCGAUGCCGAUUCCAUUCGGGUGAUGGUUUUGUAUCCUCUUCAGCUUGAGGGCACAUAUGAGAGGCUUAUUUAUUGCGACCUUGUCCAGACGCGGCUUUCUGAUGUCACCAGCGACGAAAAUGCCUAUACCGCAAUCUCGUACGUAUGGGGAGAAAAGCGAUAUAGUAACCUUAUUUGCGUCCUGAGCGAGGAAAGCUACCUCUACAUUGGCUCCAACCUGUACUCGUUGCUCAAGAACCUUCGCCAAGCUGACGAGGUAUUAUGUCUUUGGGUGGACGCGAUUUGUAUUAACCAAGACGACAUAACAGAGCGGAACCGCCAAGUUCACCAGAUGUGCGACAUCUUCUCAUCCGCUAGGGAAACCAUCGUGUAUUUAGGAGACGCCGAUGGCGGGAACACCGGGCUAUCCGCCUGGAACUUUCUGGAAAGCCGGAGCACCUGGGCCUUGAACGACUACGGCCACAUCGACUUCGACAGGCCCGCAACUAUGCGGGAAGCGUUAGACUUCAAAGGAGAUAUCUCGGAUGUGGAGAUUGACGUGCUGCCGCGGCCGUGGUUUCGCAGGGUGAAGCGCUACGAUGAUGGUGGUACCUACAUCGUGAACUCGCUGCAGAGGGCCAGGCGGCUUGAGGCAUCAGAUCCCCGUGACAAGGCCUUCGCGCUUCUUGGAAUCUCGACCGGAUUCGACAAGGGUCAUCCGGAUACGUCCGCCAACUACGAGAAAACGACCAAGCGGGUAUAUGCGGACCUUGCGGCCUAUAUUCUUCAGACUACGGAUAGUUACGAUCUCUCCAGUUAUCUGGACAAUGGAAGCGAAUCGAUACAAGGCCAGCGGGUAUUCGACGCCUCCAUAUUGGACCUCCCGUCAUGGGUACCGAAUUGGAACAGGUCCGAGUGGGGGACGGGGCACAUCUCCCGCUCGCUCUUCGGGACUCUUGAGCUAGAACUAGAAGCGUAG
Molecule: messenger RNA, 987 nt
Organism: Scedosporium apiospermum
Lineage: Eukaryota; Fungi; Ascomycota; Sordariomycetes; Microascales; Microascaceae
Exons: 2
Coding region: 1-987 (328 amino acids)
Source: RefSeq, a predicted model, not a curated record